Anopheles gambiae (African malaria mosquito) is the source of this 16544-nucleotide messenger RNA. RefSeq names its product acetylcholinesterase. Gene Ontology annotation, molecular function: acetylcholinesterase activity. Gene Ontology annotation, cellular component: plasma membrane. Gene Ontology annotation, biological process: choline metabolic process; acetylcholine catabolic process in synaptic cleft. The coding region runs from base 1738 to 3675 and encodes 645 amino acids. The transcript is spliced from 9 exons. NCBI's taxonomy places the organism in Eukaryota, Metazoa, Arthropoda, Insecta, Diptera, Culicidae. The record is from RefSeq and is a predicted model, not a curated record.
UGCAAUUCGCAUCCGGUUCACCUGCACACGUGUGGAUUGCUUGUGCUGUUGCUAUUUUGUCCCGUCUUCUAUCUUCUUAGCGCUCUGUGCGUUGCGUCUACAAGUUGAGCUGACACAGUUGAGCACACAGGGCACGCGGUAAGGCUAGCAAUGAAAUCGAUAGUGGAGCUGUUUUGCUUUUUUUUUUUGGAGGGGAGAAUUUCUGUUGUUGUCCUGCUCGCCAGUGCAGUGCAGGAUUACCGCGAAGGUCAAAGGUGUAGUACCAUAAUUGAAAAUCAUUCCCAGUGGUUUGGGCGCCCCGCUUUGGGGUUACAGGCGGUUUGCUGCAUGGUCCCUCUUCUGUGUGUUUUCAAUUUUCUGUAACGAUUUCACGGCAAAGGGGGGAGAAAAAAUCAUGGCAGGGCUAUAGUAGUGGUUAGGGGAUUUUCUGCGAGUGUGUGUGUGUGUGUGUUGCUGGAUGACCAUGAAAUGAAGGACAUUGAGAGAUCGCCGGAACCAAAACCGAGCCGUACAGCUAGGUGAUGCUAGCCCCGGUUUGUCCUAGCAGGAUGUUCCACACGUAUAUCUAUAUACAAUCGGAAAAUUACGGAGAAUAACAACAAAGUGCCUUACCAAUGGCCUCAUGGUUGGGAAAAAAUGUCAACUAAACAUUAACAAAAAAAAUAAUAAUAAACAGAGAGCUUUGCGGGCGCGUAUCAAACGCAUUGCAGAGAAGCAAAAAAAAAAAACAAACAAAACAAAUAUAAGUAAAAACACAUCAUGCUCAAGCAUUUGCUGUGCUGUGCGCUGUGUGUUUUGUUUUUAUGUAAUAUAAAUGUCCUGAUGUCAACGUGCCCAUUUUGGUGCUCCCGUCCUGCUGGCUGGCGGAACGAGCGUGGCCGUUUUUUUUCCCUGAGGCUUGCGCACAACGACGGGAACCAUUCGUGUUGCACACUCCGUGCUCCAUGUGAGCAUGUGAUUCCAAUUUACGAUACUACUACUCGGACGCGCGUGCUCUGUCUCUCUCUAUCUCUUCCUCACUCAAGCACGCGCCAGAGCGGUGUGAUUGUGUUGGGGCAGCUGAUAACACGAGCGCGCGCGCACAUGCGUGGGUGUGUGUGUGUUUGUGUUGAUUUACAUCCAUGGAUAGAGGAGAGGGGGGACGGGGAAGCGAAAAAUGGGGUCAUUAGCAGUGGCGAGCGUUCUGCUGUAUCGUACGAACAAAUCUACCACCAGUACCCCUGCACUGGCACUGAGCCGUUGGAGAAGGCAAACGUUACGGCUAUAGAAUUGAACACAUUCUGUAACCAGCUGCAGACUUUUUCACACGUAUGUGUGUUUGUGUGUGUGUGUGUGUGUUUUCUCCCCCCUCCGCUGUUGUUGCUGAUCGUUUGUUCGUACGAUUUCCGCAGCGCAUCACUCUCGAAUAGCAAGGCGCAAACGGACGGGCGCAAGAAAUAACAAUACAAAAAUAUUAUCGGAACCAUCUCCUUCCAACCCCCUCCAGUGACAGUAACAAUAGUGAUGUGAAAUGUGAGUGUGUCAGCGAACGCCAAAUACGACUCUACGCUGUACCAACAACCAGCCGACGAACCAGCAAACAACCAAAAGCCCCAAACCGCCCGCAAAAACCGCCGUCUCAGGAAACGCGUUUUUGCGCUAGCGGCGAGCGGAACGCACCGGGAACUACGAUCAACCCAGCCUUCGCCAGCCCUCCACCAGGCGUCCGUGCGCACCAGAGGCCCCGAGAGCGCCGGCAUGGCGUCCGCGUACUACCACCAGUCGGCAGUUGGCGUCGGCAACGUGCUGGUGCUGCUGCUCGGUGCGACUGUGAUAUGUCCCGCCUACGCCAUCAUCGAUCGGCUGGUGGUGCAAACGAGCAGCGGUCCGAUCCGCGGCCGCUCGACCAUGGUGCAGGGGCGCGAGGUGCACGUGUUCAAUGGCGUACCGUUCGCGAAGCCGCCGGUCGACAGCCUGCGGUUCAAGAAGCCCGUCCCGGCCGAACCGUGGCACGGGGUGCUCGAUGCAACCAGACUACCUCCGUCGUGCAUACAGGAACGGUACGAAUAUUUCCCCGGCUUCGCAGGCGAAGAGAUGUGGAAUCCCAACACGAACGUUUCCGAAGACUGUCUGUAUCUGAACAUCUGGGUGCCGACGAAAACACGCCUACGGCAUGGACGCGGCCUGAACUUUGGAAGCAAUGACUAUUUCCAGGACGAUGACGAUUUCCAGCGCCAGCAUCAGUCGAAGGGCGGGCUGGCAAUGCUGGUUUGGAUCUAUGGCGGCGGGUUCAUGAGCGGCACCUCCACCCUGGACAUCUACAACGCGGAAAUACUGGCCGCGGUUGGCAAUGUGAUCGUGGCGUCGAUGCAGUACCGGGUCGGUGCGUUCGGCUUCCUCUACCUGGCACCGUACAUCAACGGGUACGAGGAGGAUGCGCCCGGCAACAUGGGCAUGUGGGACCAGGCGCUGGCGAUCCGGUGGCUGAAGGAAAACGCGAAAGCGUUCGGCGGCGACCCGGACCUGAUCACGCUGUUCGGCGAGUCGGCGGGCGGCAGCUCGGUCAGCCUGCACCUGCUGUCGCCGGUGACGCGCGGCCUGUCCAAGCGGGGCAUCCUGCAAUCGGGCACGCUCAACGCACCGUGGAGCCACAUGACGGCCGAGAAGGCGCUGCAGAUCGCGGAAGGGCUCAUCGACGACUGCAACUGUAAUCUGACAAUGUUGAAGGAGUCACCGAGCACGGUCAUGCAGUGCAUGAGAAACGUGGACGCGAAGACGAUCUCGGUCCAGCAGUGGAACUCGUACUCCGGCAUACUAGGGUUUCCGUCGGCGCCGACCAUCGACGGAGUGUUCAUGACAGCCGAUCCGAUGACCAUGCUGCGUGAGGCAAACCUCGAAGGAAUUGACAUACUGGUCGGCAGCAACCGGGACGAAGGCACCUACUUUCUGCUGUACGACUUUAUCGACUACUUUGAGAAGGAUGCGGCCACCUCGCUGCCGAGGGACAAGUUUUUGGAAAUCAUGAACACCAUCUUCAACAAAGCGUCCGAGCCGGAACGCGAGGCAAUCAUCUUUCAGUACACGGGAUGGGAGAGUGGCAACGAUGGGUACCAGAACCAGCACCAGGUCGGGCGGGCUGUCGGGGACCACUUCUUCAUCUGUCCGACGAACGAGUUCGCGCUCGGGCUGACGGAGCGUGGCGCCUCGGUGCACUAUUACUACUUCACUCACCGUACCAGCACCUCUCUGUGGGGCGAAUGGAUGGGCGUGCUGCACGGUGACGAGGUCGAGUACAUCUUCGGCCAGCCGAUGAACGCGUCGCUGCAGUACCGGCAGCGGGAGCGGGACCUGAGCCGCCGCAUGGUACUGUCGGUGAGCGAGUUUGCACGCACCGGCAAUCCGGCCCUCGAGGGCGAACACUGGCCACUGUACACGAGGGAGAACCCGAUCUACUUUAUCUUCAACGCGGAGGGCGAGGACGAUCUGCGGGGCGAAAAGUAUGGCCGCGGACCGAUGGCGACCUCGUGCGCCUUCUGGAACGACUUCCUACCAAGACUGCGGGCCUGGUCGGUGCCCUUGAAGGAUCCGUGCAAGCUCGACGACCACACCUCGAUAGCCAGCACCGCCCGGGCAGCGCCCACCGUUGCGCUGCUGAUCGCGCUCAGUCUGGCGGUGGCGAGAUUGGUAGCAGCUUAAGCUGGCGCGCCCAGCACAGCAUCCACCCAUUAUCCCGUUCAACCCCCCGCCCAAUACCCGUACACAUCUUCCCCAUCCAUUCCCAAACUCUCUAGUUCGUUGCACCCCGGAUGGAAACAGCCUAUUUAUCCAUGCUUGACCCCGCGAUAGGCCGAUCGGCAUCAUCCGCAAGACAGCGGAAAGUAUUCAUUGGUUUUGUGAUGGCGUAUUAUCGAAUUUCAAGGAGCUUUUUCUUGGUGAAGCGCAGGCGCUUUUCAUCAAUUGACGGAUACAUACAUCCCUCUUAAAGGAAGACAAGCAGCAAACAAUAAAGGGGAAACACACAUACACAAACGUAAAACGAAUAUGCUCUAACAUCUAACAACAAAAAUCAAACCAAGCUCAGUGCAGUGGGAAGCAGUGAGUAAAAACGAUAAAGAGAGAGAGAGAGCUGGAAAAAAGAAACAGCGAACAGCGAGCAGGAACAACAAAAAAAAAACGAAAGGAAGCAUCAGUGGGGGAGCAAGAAACUAAUACAUAUCGCCACAACACGUUACCAAAGGACUGGAUCCUGUGAUCUUUUUCUUUGGGCUACUGGUGCCCUGAAUAACAACCAACCAAAAAAAGAAAAAGAGAAAGAAGAAGCAGACAACAACAAAAAAAGAAACAACCUCUGUCACAAAUACAUAUCACGUGCUUGAAGACUUAUGAAAUAUUGCUGUGUAGCUAUACCUAGAGAAUAUGAUAAAACCAAAAAAAUAACAAUAUUUAAGCAUAAUAUUGCAAGCGGUAGGAGAAAGGUGAUGCAACAACAACAAAAAAAGAAAAAGAAAAACCGAAAAAGCAAGGGAGCAGACUAGCAGAAGCUUAGCGACCGUACGCGUCGGGCACAGCCGCGUAGGGCAAGGGAUAAAAGGCCCGUUCUUUGGCUGCACAUCUCCACUACCGACUAAAAUUGUAGCGUAAAGAAACCUCCGUUUGAAGAAAGUUGCUCCUUUCUGACACACACGUGAUUUGAUUUUCCACCGUACGCUCUACUGUACUUCGGUUUUUCUUCAUUUGUUUUUCUCUGUAAACUCGUCGUAAUCUGAACAAUGAACUUUUAAAAGGAAACCAAAGCAUGGCGCCAUUUAGAUGUUACAUUUAAUAUACCUAUAUAUAUAUUAUAUAUAUAUACAUAUACAUACAAAACAUAAUUAUAUAUGAAGCAAAUAAGUUUAUUUAACGAUUUGAAAAACAAAAAAGGCUCGUUUAUUAAAAAAAAUCAAAGCAACCCAAAACAAGGAAAAACAACACGCACUUGCAUUACCAAAAAAAACAAAACAAAACAACAACUCUUUAUGAAGUAAUGGAUCCAUCUUUUUUAGAUGUUCAACCGACUAUAUAUAUAUUUAACGUAAAGCAGUAUGUAAACCCCAAAACAUAUCAUUCAAACUGGAUAAACUUAGAUAUUAAUAUACAAUAUUGUAGAAGAAAAACACGAAACGAAACCACAACAAAACAAGCGAGCAACGGGCAGAAAGGAUGAGAAGAAACGGUAGCGGAGGAAAAAAAAAACAAGUGGUUAGAAAAACAGGAAUGGAAAAGACAAAUAGCGAAUAAGUAAAUCUACCUUUAUAAGAAAGCUUUUUAUGAGAAUUGUAAACCCACUUUUGAAAACAAUACCGAUCGGCAAAAUUAAGUAUAACAACAACAGCAAACUAGCAAACAAAAAAAAAAAGAAGAAGAAAGAGAAAUGUAAACACGAACUGUCAACGGUGGCGAUAUUGUUAGUAAUUGGUAAAUACUGUUAGUAGAGAGGGAAGCGUGUUUGGUUUGUUUUAUUAGUAACGGUCAAAACAUACGCGAUGCGGUCUUAUGAUCAACAAAACAAACAACAUUCAUACACAUGCAUGUGAUUCAAUACGAUGUUUAGCGGUGUUUAGCGAAAAAAAAAACGAAAAAACUAACACAAAACUCAAUCUUACACACGGCCACACCUGCGCAUGCAGUAAAGUGUAGAAUAUAUGCGUUAAACAGGAUUAACACAUUUAAAACACACAGCAACAAACAAGCACUCAAACACAAGGACAAGAAACGGUAAAAGAAGAAAGUGUAGCAAAUUGACACUAAAAAAUGUUUUAACAAAAAGGAAAAGACGUACAGUGGAACGUAAAAUUGAGUAGUGCACAUAGUGUACAUACCUCUAGUUGCUUCUAGAACGGAGAGAAAGUGAAACACAAAACAAACAAAAGUAACACACACACACACUGAAAACCAAAAAAACAUAUCAGGUGCUUUAACCGUUAUUGUAAUUCGUAACGCGUGCAGAGAAGAGUAGUAGAGAAGUAGUAGUGCACCAUCUCCCACUAGUGCGGCGGGGGAGGGGGGGGGGCAGUCAAUGUUGAACGUGAACGCUUUUACGUAGAUGUGUAGUCGCGCUAACCGAGCGAGCAAGUUCGCUAGCCAGCUCUAUUCCGAGCUCCCAAUCGGCACGGGGGAAAUGGUGCUGCUCAAGGACCGAGCGAACGAGGCAGCCGUACAUUUUCAAUUGGUUCGCAAAGAGGCUCCACUUUAGCGAAUCAAUUAAAGUCGAAGGGUGCAGAAAAGAUAACGCCUGGGUAACGCCACCGUAACGCUAUGAUCGAGAAAAGAGAGAUAAAGAAAGAGAGAUAUAGAGAGUGAGAGAGAAAGAAAGAGCUAGUGUAAACAAAUGGUGCAGUAGACAGUAGAUUCUUCACACUGACAGGUGUGUCAUUAUUGGCUUGUUUCAACAGAAAACAGAAACAGUAACACUGUUUAGCACUAACCUUCAAACAGGUACUAAUGGCGGCACUUUCUGGUUUCUGACUAUGUUUAGGGUGUGUGCGUGGAAGUAUUAAGUAAAUGAUUAGUAGUGGUAGUAACCAUUAUACACACACACAUGCAUACACACACAGCGUGUCUGUGUGUGUGUGCAACACAAUACAAAGGUCAAAGCUUAUCGUAAAACAUAUCAGGUAGCAUACUGCAGUGAGCAGUUCUGUUUGGCACUACUGUGCACUAGUCUAGCCACCAUAUGCAAUAUGCAAGAGAGACAUAGUCACCCAUCCUCCCGCCACCCUUUGAGCUUAUCCACCUGUGUGACCUGAAAAUCUCGAGAGGAAUGGACAGUGUGAAAAGAAACCGAAAGUCAGCAGCUGUCAGUGUAAGACCGCAACGCGCUUGCGCCACUCCUCCGAUGUACUACCCACAACAGCUGCAAACAGGAAGCAGAACAAAACCCAACACAAGAACCUGGGCCAGAGAGGCUGACAUUUAGUGAAGACCGUUGAUAGUAGACGAACGGGCCUGUGUGCUAAAGUAGCCGGUUACACGGAUGCACAGCAUUGGCGACAGGUCGUUGGCGCCCCUUUUCGGCAGUCGAAAUCGAUCUGGCAAGUGUACGGGCCGGGUUCACGGGCGCUAGCGGGUGAAGUCUGAUUUUUGGACGCAUUUUGUUUUCUGCCAACGUUGGUGGAGUGCGCGUAAAGCCGGAGGCGGAGUUAGCUGUCCAAGUUUUGUGUCCAAUGUGCUGUACUAGUAUUAUGAACAAUCACACGCAAACGCACGCCGACACCUUAGCAAGUUCCUUGUGAGUUGUGAAUUGAGUUGUGUGAAUUGAGCGGUAUAGCAUUUCCGAGACUGUAAACUUAAGCGUAUGUGCGGCUAGUGCAUUAUCGUUACAAUUGAUUACUGGAAAAGUAUUACUAGACAAACUAUACGAACAAAAAAAAAACCCAUACAUAUCACUCGGCCCCAUACGCGAGUUGGGGUGGGAAAGAAACUAACACACAAACACACCGUCAGGCCGAGCAGUUUAGUUGUUGAGCGUGGUCCGAGGGUAGUGUAGUAACCACCGCACGACGUUUAGUAGUUUUUUACGUUACUUGCUGUGCUUGGUGUGCUUGCGAGGGUGCACAAAUUGCCUCUAUGUGUCAGUGGAACCAGGCAGGCAGCAGCAGACGGAAGUGUAACCGCAGUACGUGCAUCUGUACACUUUCUGUCGCGUGUACACUUGCGGUAAAUAUAUAUAUACACACGCAUAUAACACAAAACAAAACAAAACAUGUACGGAAAGUAGUUUUAUCAUCUUAUUACAAAGGCCUUCUAGAGACAAAGAAUAACGAAACAAAGAAAAACGAAGAAGAUGAACAAACAACCAAACACUAAGAAUACGUUUUUGUACAGUGAGGCACUAGCACGGAACGCUACCAGUAUUACGAGAAGAAGAACAUACAAAAAUCAGUAGCAUAACUGUCUACCUUGUAAAUCAUACAGGAUGAGCUAGUGCAUCGUUACACAGUCAGUAGUGUGCAGAUAGUAGUGUGGGUUCGCCGCCAUGCCGGCCAUACCAUUAUUGUAAUUGCGUAAAUGCUAGUGUCCUAUUCUUUGUUUGGACGCUGUAGUUCCAUUGCUUGGACAUCAACAGACAUAUCAAAUAUUGCAAUGCAAACAAAUACGCACACACACACACGCACAGACACAACACAAAAUAGAGCUAAUGAAUGAGUGGUAGUAGCGCAAGAUGAAUGCCAACGCAUUUCUAAGUGAUCGAGUCGAAAUGACCAUUGUGUGUGUGUGUGUGUGUGUGUGUGUGUGUGUGUGUGUGUGUGUGUGUGUGUGUGUGUGUGUGUGUGUGUGUGUGUGUGUGUGUGUGUGUGUGUGUGUGUGUGUGUGGGUGGGUGUGCGUUUGUGGCCCAUCCCUAGCCGUAGGUUUGUUUGUAAUGUAAGUCCCGCUAAGAACUUCUUCACGAAUCGUUUCUACUCACACGCUUGUACGGAAGAGGUGAUUUGAGGUUAGGUUUGUUUCGCUGUUUCUAUGGCCGAUCGAUACCGAUUGGCGAUCGUUGGUUCGGUACCACGAUUGUUUGUGCCACGAUUCGUUUUGGCCUUUACUCUCCUGCAUUUCUGUUACAUCGAUAAAGACUGAAUUUCGGACUUGUAUGUCAACUGAUACGUAUUAUCAAUCAUAUACAAAAAAAGGAACACUCCUUUUCUCCCACAGCGAAUCCUGCGAGCAUUUGGAAAACUAUAUGGUUGAUUAUUUUUUUCAUUCGCUGUUUCUGAUAUAAAUAUAUGUAUACACACACAUGAAGAAAAAAAAACAAAUUGGCGCUCACUAAUUCAGACUGGAAUUCAGCUAAGUAAAUUAGCGUUUAGUUUCGGAUAGAAUUGAUUGUUUCAGUUAUUAUAUUUCUUAUGUUUUUUAAGCAUAAAUUUUGUUUUUGUUGUAUGAAUGAGUUACUUGUAGCUAAUAACUCUUAGUUUAAAUUAAUUACCAACCCAAUAGUUAUGGCCACCCUACUCGUUUGCCAAAACUGUAUAAUCACACUAUCUCUUUUGCUUAUAUUGCUUAUAUUGUUUACAACAAUGGUUCAUCGUUUAAAUGACCCCUUCUAUACCAAGGAAGUAACUCAUCGCAGGCAGAUCGGUCGCCGCUGCCGGAUAUUCUGUUUUCAUGGGUGUGCGUGCACUAGACGGUAGCGUUUGCGUACCAAGGUAUGAUUUUACACCGUCGCCACGGACGACACACCGUAACGUCUGUUACUAUGCACUAAGCAGCUUAGUAUGCGUGAACGUUUUCACUACACUGCGGGCUGCAGCAGCAGCAGCAGCAGCAACAGCGGAAGCUCCAAUGACAAUAAAAAUAAGCAAGUCAUUCUAUUUUUACUCUUUUUCUCCUAUGGAAGUGAAACAAAAAAAAGGAAAUAAUGUAGGAAAAAAUCUAACCAAACACGAUUGUCGUUUGCUUGCGUGAGUGUAUUUUUUGUGUGUAGUGUGCACGAUACAUUGGGCAGGAAAACCAACACAACAGCAAACAAUAAAAUUAGUAACUAUACUAUAGCGUGGUUGGGCGGAUUGCGUUCGACUGUUUAGAAAACACUGUUUAGGCAUGUACGUGUAAUUGCACCACAAAAUGGUUGACAAAAUAAAACUAAAUGGUUCGCUAUUGAGAAGCGCUAUUAGGGGUUUUUUUUUUGUUAAAAUCUUAGUAAUUGAAAAGCUUUUUAACUGUCAAGAAACAAGAGAGAGAGAGAGAGAGAGAGAGAGAGAGAGAGAGAGAGAGAGAGAGAGGAAAGAUAACAACAACAUAUCGUAUUUAUAAACAACAUCGUAUUAUAAACAAGCAUAUUAUCUAGAUUAGUGCCUGUCUGUGACGAAUAAGUAAAUCGACAAGUCAAACCGUAAAGCUGAUAGAUAAUAAUGUACUUAUUCACCAAUAGCAACAUCCAGUGGAAAUUUCAAUGUCUAUGAACAAUAAUUAACAAUCACACUUGAACCAAUACACACACACUGAAACAACAGAACAGAACACAGCAGACGACGACCACAAGGAUAGCAGCUGCACGAUAGCGGUAAAAAAACGCUCGUAGUACGAUGUUAGUAUACUAUUUUUGAUUUAAGCCGUGUUUUGCUACUUCUUGCCACAUCUCGCACCCAAAAAGGUAGACGCGUGACGGGGUGAACGUGCGGCUUCGUGUGUUCGGUAGUGACUGGGGCAGGCUUUUAGGUAUCUUUCCCAAAGCGAAUGCAGCGCACUUUUUAAAUGCGCAGGUUUUUUUUGGAGGAUCAAACGAUGAACGAGGUUACAAAAUUAGCAACAAAAUACUCUGCUGAAGUGAUAUUUCCAGCUGACACGUUAGCGCUGUGUGCCCAUGCAACCCACCCAUGAGGACGCCUGUAGAACAGGCAUCAGCAGACAUUGGAAGGGGAGGGGGGGGGGGGGGGUUGUUGGGUCAAAUGAAAAAAAAAAAAACAAGGAAACAGUAGUAGGUGUGUUUAGAUUCUAAGUAGCUGCAACUCCAUCAGAUUGAACGUUCAAUGCUAUUAUGUAGUAAAGGUUAAAUGGAAGGUAUACAUACAUAUAUAUUAAACAAACAACACAAAACAAAACUACCAAACUUUAAAACUCUCUAAAUGAUAAUUAACUAAAAGCGAUUAGCGUCGAAUCGUACCACAUUUUAUAAAUGUAAAACGGAGAAAGUAUUAAAGUGAAACACACAAACAAGAAACGAUACUAAAUAACACUACAACUAGUUUAAAAGCAUACUCCACUUAGCUUAGUAGCUUAUCCUGUUGGAAGCGUUGGUAAGGGAUUUUGUACGCAUUAAAGCCAGUGACAUUAAAAUGGAAAAAAAGAAACAUUAAAGAGACUCUCUCUCUCACACACACACAUUGACAUGUCGUAGGCAAACCAUUUAGUAGGACACGAAUUGAAAGCAAAAAUUCAGCUGGACUGAGCACGAGGAUGAAUGGGGUUGAAAUGUAACAAAACAACAUGCCGCUUUUAUUACACACACGAACACACAUACAAACGAUAUAAAGACAUUAAAUUAGGUUGGCUUUUUAGGUGGCUUAAAUUAAACAAAAAUUAACAAAAAUAACAACAUUUUAAUACAAAAUGCGUCUAGUGUCACAAGUGACAGGCUACAGAGCAGCGCUUAGUAAUUGUUCACCCCUCUCCUUCAUCCCUGGGCCUCCUCUUCUCGCAACGCAGCAAGUUAGUCGUCUGCGCGCCUAAUUUUCGAACGCUUCGAGGCUGUGUGAGUGUUAGUAGAAACACGUACAUAAACGUGUUAUAAAAAUAGCGUCGGUGUUGCGCGCGUGCGUGUUAGGCGUGUGCCACCUUUUUCAUAAUAGAUGAUCAAGGACCAUUGCACGCAGGGUUUGCCGGUGUUCGGCUGAAUCGAUCGGUAGCAGUAGCGUAGCGUUAGGAUACCUUUGGUCUAGAAUAUAUUUUAUAUUUAUCACGAUUUAACACAAACACACACAUACACACACACACACACCUACACACUGUUAUUUGGCGUAAUGUCCUACGCGGGCAUGCCGGCCUGUAUGCAGGCUUUCGAGAAUUAUUUAAAUUCAGUCCUUGCUACGAGGCUUGAACCCAUACCGGGCAUGUUUAGUAAGUCGUACGAGUUGACGACUGUACCACGGGACCGCCCCUACACCUACACACAUGUAUGUAAUUACUAAACAAUUAAACUAUUGUGAAUAGAGAGAGAGAGAGAGAGAGAGAGAGAGAGAGAGAGAGAGAGAGAGAGAGAGAGAGAGAGAGAGAGAGAGAGAGAGAGAGACCGAGAAAGGUAGUUAGGGAGAAAAACGAGCGAAAAAGAAAUAGAAAAUGAAAGAAAAGUAAAGAGAGAAAUCGAAAGAGAAAGAGUAAGGGAUUGAGAGACAAAGAAAUAGAGAGAGAGAGAUAGAGCGAUAGAGAGAGAUAAAGAGGGAAAGAGAGAAAAAGAGAAAGAGAGAAAGAGAGAAACAGAAAAAGAGAGAAAGAGGGAAUGAGAGAAGAAGAGAAAAUAAGAGGAAUUAGAAAACUCGACCAUCCAAUGUGUGUGUAAGUGUGUAUGUGUGUGUGUGAGAAUGUAUGUGUGUGUAUUACGCUCCCCUGGUAAACUACUUUCGUUCGUGUAUUGAACAAAAAAUGAUAGAAAGUCUAGCCUUCUCGAUAGAAACAAACAUGAAAAGACAAAAGCAAAACAAAUAACCUAACCUAUACAUAUAAAAAAAUAUAUACAUAAAUAUAUACAUAUAUUUAUACAUCGGUGUGGCUGCGGAUGUGCGUUUGUGUGAGUGUGUUUGCACGUAUGUGUAUUUGUUCGCGCGCGUGUGUGAGUGUGUGUCGCUGCUAGUGUGAUUGUGAUGGUAGAACAAACAAACAAAAUAAUAAUAAUACAAACAAAGAGAAACACAAGACAGAGGCAAAGAAUAAGUAGUGGUUUGAGUUGAGUUGAGAUUCUGUCACUGUCAUUAGUACACACCCGUUGUAGUCAGCUCCGUUUACUCCUCUCCGCACCGUCCAAAACAAAGGGAAGAGAUGGCAACAAGGAGGAAGAAGAAAAAGAAAUAACGAAAGUAUAAAUGUAGGACACGUGCAUGCCAAAUCGUUUUUCGUACCCAGUGGUGAUGUUGUUUUGUUUUUUUUUGUUCCUGUUACACAUUUUGCUUCACAGUUAGUACAAUUUACACAAAGACUAAAGUCAAUUUAUGAUACAGGGUCGAGUUCUGGUCCUUGUUUGGCAUUUAUCCCUAACAACUUGGAUAGAACAGUUAUUUCAGUGCAGGUUAACAGUUUUUUUUAAAUUAAAAACACAAUACAUUAACAUAUUCCAGCGUCAAAUUGCCCAAAAAAAAAAUUGCUAUAGUUUUGAUGCGUCAAAUUGUGUACAAUAUUGUAGAUUAUAACGACCUUUCUUCAGUUUCUAGUUCACCCAUAAAAAAUUACAUAAACAAACCAACAAACCAAAGUUCUAUCUACUUGCACUUGUCAGUUCCUUAAGGACGAAGCGACAUGUAUCGUAUAUUGACUUUGGUCAAGGCUUACACGUUCUGUAAAGAAAGGUUAGCAUAUAUUUUCCUGUUACUAGUGUUGCACUAGUUCUAUUACUAUUAUAUUACAACGAAAGUUGACGGUUGUUUGAGAUUUUAAAGUUAAGGAUAUAGGACGGCACUUUCCCUUUUAAAGGUAGAGGAAGAAAAAAGAGAGGAAGACAUUCAUCAUAUCAGACGCAAGGAUUUAUGAAACCUAUUUUUAAGUGCUGAGUGCUUCUUGUUCGUAUCACUGUUUGGGUUGUUUCGUUGUUGCCUUACAGUAGUACCAUUUAGGAAAACGAGCAUUACUACACUAUCCGACCACUGGUACAACACUGACCAGCUACUUCCGACAGCGAAGCGAGAUGGAUACUAACAAAGAAGAAAAGAAAAACAAAACUACUAAACAAAAGCGAUAGAUCACUCAAAACUCCCCACCAUGCCAAGAGCUUUUUUCGUCGUCCAGCCACUACUUGUACUAGUAUGUGUGUGUUAGUAAUUAGCAAACAUCGCACGGCAAGCACGAUGUGCAGGCGAGCGAGCGAGUGUAUGUGUGUGUAUGUGUCGGUGCGCGGGUUAGCAGCCUGUUUACUAGAGGAGCAUAUACUACUCGAAAACUUUUUAUACGUUUUAUGUACCGUCUAUUCCUCACGCCGAACCCAGAGCGCUGGAUCGUAGCUGCGAAGUAAUGCAUGACAAUGGGAAAUGAAAGGAAUGAACCUCACGUCAAUUCUAUUACCGAUAAGAUAAGUAACCGUAUCCUGUGCGAUUUAAAGCAAAGAAAGUAAAACAACCAACAGAAUGAAACUACCUAACAUGGGCUCAAAAACAGCCUGCUCCCCUUUUAUAAUGUUUAAACAACCUCUAACCAUAUACCUGCACUGGUGGGCACGAAGAGAGUAUAUAUAUACAUGUAUGUUAAUCAUCCAAUCCAAGCCCUCAGUUUAGUGUAGCAAUAGUUGUGUAGUGUGCUGCUAAGCAAGAGCUGUAAAAAAAAGAAAAGAAAAACAAACAAACCAACAAACAAAAUGCAAAGCGCGUUCGCUUCCCGCCAAAUGUGCGCGUGCACCUGUUUAUAGUUUGUAGCGAACGUUUAUCAUCCCACCUUGAAUUCUAAAUAGAAAGCAAAGUAACAAAACCGGCGCGGCGCUGCAUCGCACACACGUACACACUUUUGUGAAACGCAUUUCCAGUACGAACAGCACACCAAUCAACCUGUAGAUGUUACUAAGCGUGUAACGCACACAUACACACAUACAUACACACCUAGUUUGGUUUCAACAACAUUGCAAACAAUAACGCUAAACAAUAACAAAAUAAGCACUGAGUGCUAUUAUUGCACUGCUAGUGCUACUAACGCGUCACGCGGAGUGUUGUUGCGGCGUCACUCGAUCUGCGAUACAUGUUGUGCAAAAUACUUCCGACACCGACGCGCCGCGUCUUAGCGUUCCCGGGAGGUUCCGCAAAAACGUGCAUACGUAUGUUUUAGACCAAACCGUGCACCAUGUGUAUACUAAUAACCCUCCCCCGUAGCUGACCCCCCCCCCCCCCCAGUGGCACUAAGAAUGCGAACUUGAUAUUAGCGCUUGCAGCAGGAUGUGCGUGUGUGUGUGUGUGUGUGUGUGCAUCGUGGCCACGUGUUUGCACGAACCUUAGAGGCUUAGUGACUGUUUGGCUGGCUGGCGCCGAGUAGACAACUAGAUAGAUGCUAGUGGCGCUCUCUGUCGAGGGGGAGGCCUUCGUUGUUUGUAGCCCUACUUUGGAUCUGGAUCCCCAUUAGCCCGUAGCGACUUGAUACAUAUUUUAUACAUCGUAUUGAAACAACCUUUUUCCAGGCUUCAAGGCUAGAACCAAAAUCGAGGGAUGGAAACACACGGGCAGGCAAUGGGCAUCGGUAGAUGCAGCCGUUAUUUAAGCCGUAGAGGACGAAGAAGAAGAAGAAGAAGAAGAAGAAAACGUUGAACGUGUUUUUAGAUCACAGCAAGCAACGGUUACAAGUACCAUUAGGCGAACGCUGAGUUCGAUAGAAUAUUACACUGUUUGUACGGCUUGCUAUGACAGUUUUACUGUACUUUUUAUGCUGCACCUGGUCGCCGUGUAUCGCGUCGUCUCGUUUAGUGGUUAGGCACGUGGGGAUUCACUUUCCUUUCACUCCAUGCGCGGUAGCGCUUUUGGAACUGCUCAAUUUAAAAAGAAAAAAAAAACACACACACACACACACUAGCGUUUGACACUUUGCUUACCAUUACCCCAAAACACGCGUGGUGGGCGAAACAUGGUUGUAAUUUUCGUACAAGAAGCGCACCCAGUAGGGAAGUGGGGGAGCGUUGUUUAGGUUGUUCCCCCCCUCCACCCACCACCACCACCACCAAAAUGGGUCAAACGGGAGUUUGAAUGCGCAGCCCAGGGCAGUUUGCCUGCCGCGGAAGUCGCACUCUCAGUCCCGUUUGCGCUCAGCAACAGUCAGCUCGGCCGGCCGGUACUCGCGGGGACGCGCUUAAUUAGCUUCCAAUGGUUCCUAAAGCUAAUUCCAUCCCGUCCCCCGGGGGAAGCGCCUGGUCGGGCUGGAUUGCAGUAGGGGCAGAACCAUUUAGUUCGUUUGAAGCAGAAAAAGAAAACAAACAAACCAAAAAUAAUAACUUUAGCGUUAACGCACUAGGUUGUUAGCAUGUGUCGCUGGGGCAGAGAUAUUGCGGUGUGCGGUGCAGUUAAUUUAGGUUCCGGGCUGCAGCUUCGCAGAUGGUUUUAGGGGCGAGCUGCUACAAAUUACAAAACGAUGAAUAUUUAUAGGAAUUAUCACAUUUACAUAAAAAUAUAUAUUAUAUAUACACAAAUACAGAUAAAUAUAUACAUAAAUAUACACAGUAUUGAGACACGGACGUAAAACAAAAGCGUAGUGUAAUGGCAAGUGUUACAUUCUUCAGAAUCACACUCACACACACACACACAUAGAAACACGCCCCGCGCGAUACAUGUUUCGUUUUCGAUAGGUAAGCUUCAAAUUACUGACAAGAAGAACAAAAGGUCUAAUGCUUAGCUUUUUCUUUGAGUGUGUUAAACAGCAGCUGAGGCGCAUAUUUAGGUGGGUUUGAGUAGUGCAAACUUGAAGUGUAAGAGGAAGAAGAUAAACAAGAAGUAAAACCAAAGGAAUAGGAAAUUAAACUAAAAGAAAUGCAAACAGAAAGAAUACUUAUACCUAAGGUAAGGGAUGUAGCAAGAUAAUCCGAAAGUGUCUAUUUUAUAUAUAUAGAAUUGAGUGACCGAGUGAGACCGCGGGACAGGCGAGAGAUUUAUAAUUUUAACAAACCAAAACCAAAUAAAUAAAACAAGCAGAAGAAUAAAAAAAACACACACAUACACACAAUGGCAUAGAAAAUACCAAAACAACCGAAAUGCUAAGUGACAACAAUCGACACAAAACAUAUCAAUUUUCCAAAAACACGAUAGAUGCGUGAGUCAUAAAUAGAAUAAUAUGUAUUGCAGACAGCCGAAUAAGGCGAAACAAACAAACAAACAAACAAAAAAAAACAAACAAAGCAUGUAAAAUAAAGAUAUUAUGGUACAAAACAUAA